UUUCAGUUGAUGGUGGUGUGGCAUCUCCAGAAUGGAGGCUUUAUUAGAAAGAAUUCAGCAGCAGGGUAAAAAAGGGAUACUAUAUGGUUCUUGCGAGCAGGAGCUACAGGAACUCAUGAGGCAGAUAGACAUCAUGUUGGAUCACAAGAGGUCGGAGUGGGAAGCCAAGAUGCAGAUACUCAAUACUCGCCUGGAGCUCAGAGAGCAAGAGCUAAAUUGUACGCAAGCCAGAGAGGGGCUGUUAAACCAGGAGGUCAGAUCACUGAAACAACAGCUUCAGGAGACAGAAGAGGAGAAUCGUAGCAAGAUUGUGGAAUAUGAGGACCAACUCUCCCGUUUUCAGGAAGAGCUGUCCAGAUUGAAAAAAAGUUAUGAGAAGGUUCAGAGGCGGCAUCUGCGAGCAGAGAUGAGGAGUAAAGGGGAAGAAGAGAGAUCUGAGGUCACGCGCUUGACUCGCAGAUUAGAGGAAUUUCGACAGAGAUCCCUGGAUUGGGAAAAACAAUGCCUGCUUUACCAGCAGCAGGUAGCAGAACUGGAAGCUCAGCGCAGAACCUUGGCAGAGCAAGCAGACCUAUACCAGCAACAGUCACAGAGCCAUAAGCGUAUGCUGGAGCAGACAAGUCUGGCUGGCCGAUCAGAGUUUCAGCACCUCAGUGGCCGGCUACUUCGUGCCAAUGAUAGCCUCUGUGCCAGGGAGGAAGAGAUGGAGACCUUAAAGCUGCAGCUUGAGGUUUCUAUUGGUGAGAGGGAGCGUGCGGAACAAGAGCUGCAGCAAGCCCAGCAAGAUAUGCAAGUUCUCCAGGAGGAGAAGACCGAACUAUGGGAGACUCUGAAGGCUCAUACUGAUUUCCUGCAGGGUACUAAAGCACAGGAGCUCCGCAGGGAGGUGUGCAGAGUGAAUGAGGCCCUGAGAGACCGGGAAAGCAGCAUCAGGUCUCUAGAGGAAAAAUUAAAGGAGUCUAGGUUAUCAGAUGAACGGGCAGACGUAGAUGCAAUGCGGUCUCGGCUCUCCAUCAGCCUUUUAAAUGAGCAAAAGCUGCAGGCUGAAGUCACUCGUUUGGAAGGCAGAGUUGGAUCAGCCACCAUGCAGUGCCAGCAGCUCACCAAGGAACUUAAGGAGAAAGGGGAGUCUCUGCAACUGUUGCAAGAGGAACACAAGAAAUGCUCGUCUGAUAUUAAGAAGUUAAGGAGUCAGCUCCACCAGGCUGAGCUCUCGUACAGCAGCGCUUUGGAUGGAAUGAAGAAGGAGAUCUCGCAGCUCACACAGGAGCUGCACCAAAAGGACAUUAUCAUUGCAUCCUCUAAAAGUGAGGCCAUUGACUGGGAAAGAAAAGUCUCCCUAGAGAGAACGAGAGCAGACAGAGAAGCUGCCGAGCACAAGGUUUCUUUGGCAGCCUUGGAAACCUUGCAAAAGGAGAACCGUCAGCUGUCAGAUAUAAUUGAGAAGCAAGAACCAGAUGUGAUUCAGGCCCUGGAUAACUUGGAACGAGAGAAUCAAAAACUUCAGAAAGAGUUAUCGCAGACGCAAGGAAGGCUGGAACUUCUGAACAAAGCGCGGCAGUCCGAGAUCCAGGCUGCUGUGGAGAGGGAAUCUCAUGAGUUACAGAAGAGACACGAGGAGGAAGUGAAGCUAAUGAAGGAGCAACUGAGAGAGAUGGCUCAGCGUUAUGAGGAGGAAUUGCAAGCCCUCCGAUCUCAUCUUGACGCAUACUCCAAUGAGAGAGGCUUUAGCAGGACAAGUUCCAUGGAGUCCGUGUCCUCUGAGUUAUGGAAGAGAGAUGCCAAGGGGUCACCGGGACCAGAUGGAAAUGAAGACUCGUGCGGAGAGUCUGUAUCAGGGCAAUUAUCUUCGCUUCCCAUCCCACCAUCCACGCCAGCCAGUGCCAUAGCUGUGCGUUACCUACAAGAAGAAGAGCUCCGGUCCCAGGACCUCCUCCAACGCUUGGAUUCUCAUAUUGAGGAGCUGAAGCAAGAUAGUCAACGCACAGUGCAGCACUUCACCCAACCUAGGUAAACCUCUCGGGGCAUAUCCUCUGAGACUAUGAUCUGUUUACCAUGAACUUGGUGAAGGUGCAUAAUGUGUCCACAAGGUGUCAGUGGAGAGCCAGCUUGGAAAGAAUCACCGUGAAGCUGAAAAUCUCAGGUUGCCCAAUGCAAAACCAGCCAUGUGAGAUUUUGCUAUUAUUUGGAUUUGGGGCUUUUACAGUAAUCCAAAGUAUGU
This is a messenger RNA of Spea bombifrons (plains spadefoot toad), 2221 nucleotides long. It is a transcript of the gene CEP63, whose product is annotated as centrosomal protein 63. Gene Ontology annotation, biological process: de novo centriole assembly involved in multi-ciliated epithelial cell differentiation; centriole replication. Gene Ontology annotation, cellular component: centriole. The record is from RefSeq and is a predicted model, not a curated record. The transcript has 14 exons. Bases 32 to 2014 code for a protein of 660 amino acids. Lineage: Eukaryota; Metazoa; Chordata; Amphibia; Anura; Pelobatidae.